This is a messenger RNA of Phymastichus coffea, 916 nucleotides long. RefSeq names its product protein atonal-like. Gene Ontology annotation, molecular function: protein dimerization activity. NCBI's taxonomy places the organism in Eukaryota, Metazoa, Arthropoda, Insecta, Hymenoptera, Eulophidae. The transcript is spliced from 3 exons. Bases 88 to 816 code for a protein of 242 amino acids. The record is from RefSeq and is a predicted model, not a curated record.
AAAUAUCCAAAGAAUCGUGUAAAAACAGUGGUCGCUGUGGUGUAUCAACAAAAAGUGCAAGUUACUCAAUCAAAGUGCGUAAAAAUCAUGGCCUUAAUAUCAAGUAACCACGCCAAUUACCGAUCAGCGUCCCCGUCGAUGCUGACAAUGAACUACGGCGGGUCGCAUAUAGUGUACUCGUCGCCACCCUACACACCGCCGAAGACGACGACGAGAUACUCGGACGAAAGCGACGUCGCGGCGGUGGUUAACGGGCAUCAUGAAUAUUCGCAAUCCGCUGACAGCUGCUACGAUAGAUCGCCUUACGGAUUGCUCACCCCGCAGAGAUACGAGACGCAUUACUCGCCAGACUAUCCAAAUCCAUCGCGGAUCCCGAGCUACGAAGAGAAUUCGAUGGAUUACAAUAAUCAAACGGCGAACUGGCAUCGAUGCUACGAGACGCCCCCGCAAGAGCCUCAAGCGAUUGCAGGCGGUGCGGCCAUCGAGCAAAGUGCCGGAGAGACCUGUUGGGACUGCAACGCAGUUACCCCGAAAACUACAGCGAGUGAAUCGUGCGAGUCGAGUCCCCGGAAGGCCCGUCGUCGCUCACGAGACGUGCCACCUUCGCCGAGCGUCCUGAAACGCCGUCGACUAGCGGCGAACGCACGCGAGAGGCGCCGCAUGAACGGCCUGAACGACGCGUUCGACAAGCUGCGCGAAGUCGUGCCGAGUCUUGGGGCCGACCACAAGCUCAGCAAGUUCGAGACGCUGCAGAUGGCACAGACCUACAUCGCCGCGCUCUGCGACCUUCUCAAGCAGCACGACGAGAACAGAUGAUCGCUCUGGCGAUACUUCUCACUGCCAUUAAUUACUUGUUUGCCAUUUUUUUCGCCGUCCAAAUUAAGCGAGAGUGACUCGCGGAGACGACGACCAAGUA